Molecule: messenger RNA, 3589 nt
Organism: Chroicocephalus ridibundus (black-headed gull)
Lineage: Eukaryota; Metazoa; Chordata; Aves; Charadriiformes; Laridae
Gene: SCNN1G
Product: sodium channel epithelial 1 subunit gamma
Exons: 13
Coding region: 119-2119 (666 amino acids)
Biological process (GO): sodium ion transmembrane transport
Cellular component (GO): plasma membrane; sodium channel complex
Molecular function (GO): ligand-gated sodium channel activity
Source: RefSeq, a predicted model, not a curated record
CGGAGCGGGGGCGGUGGGCGGGCGGCGGGGAGGGGCGGGGCGGGAGGCCGGCUGGGGUAGGUGGCGGGGCGGCCGCCCGCCGCGCCAUCGGCAGCGGCGCCGGGGCCGGGAACGCAGCAUGGCCCCGCCGGACCCGGAGGGCGACCGAGGUGCCGCCGGUGCCAUGGCCCCCGGGAAGAAGAUCACGGCCCGCAUCAAGAGGACGCUGCCGGUGAAGGGCCCGCAGGCGCCGACGCUGAGCGAGCUGAUGCGGUGGUACUGCCUCAACACCAACACCCACGGCUGCCGCCGCAUCGUGGUCUCCCGCGGCCGCCUGCGCAGGUUCAUCUGGAUCCUGCUGACCCUCAGCGCCGUGGGGCUGAUCCUCUGGCAGUGCGCCGAGCUCCUCAUGAACUACUACAGCGCCUCGGUCUCUGUCACCGUCCAGUUCCAGAAGCUGCCCUUCCCCGCCGUCACCAUCUGCAACAUCAACCCCUACAAGUACAGUUCCAUGAAAGACUAUUUAUCUGAAUUGGACAAAGAGACAAAAAAAGCUUUGGAGACUUUCUACGGAUUUUCAGAGGGCAAGUCCAAGGUGCGCCGGUCUGUGGAUGAGGGGAACAGCACUGGGAGUGACUUUUUCAAACAGAUCCCUCUGCUGAAGUUUGAGGACUUCUCUAAGACAGCGACUGACCUUCGCAGUGGCCAGAAGAGGAAAAUAGAGGGCAGUGUCUUUCACAAGGAUUCGUCCAUAGUGAACUCCGGGGACUCAAAUGAUAUCAUCGGCUUUCAGCUGUGCGAUGCAAACAACAGCAGUGAGUGUGCACUUUAUACAUUCAGUUCUGGUGUUAAUGCUAUCCAAGAAUGGUACAAGCUGCAUUACAUGAACAUCAUGGCACAAAUUCCCCUGGAGACUAAAGAGAAAUUGAGUUAUUCUGCCGAUGACCUUCUGCUGACAUGUUUCUUUGAUGGCCUAUCUUGUGACAAAAGGCACUUCACUCGUUUCCAUCAUCCCCUGCAUGGCAAUUGCUAUACCUUCAACAGUGGAGAGAACGGGACGAUCCUGAGCACCUCGACCGGAGGCAGCGAGUACGGAUUGCAAGUUGUUCUGUAUAUAGAUGAAGCAGACUACAACCCCUUCCUGGUGACAUCAACAGGAGCCAAGAUCAUCGUCCACGACCAAAACGAAUAUCCCUUCAUUGAAGACAUCGGCACAGAAAUUGAGACUGCAGCAGCCACCUCCAUAGGGAUGCACUUUACUCGGUCUCGCAAGCUGAGCAAACCCUACAGUGACUGUACGGAGACUGGUGCUGACAUACCAGUAGAAAAUCUCUACAACAAGAGCUACUCACUCCAGAUUUGCCUGCACUCCUGCUUUCAGAAGGCCAUGGUGGACUCAUGUGGCUGUGCCCAGUACGCGCAGCCCUUACCUGCUGGGGCGGAGUACUGCAACUACAAGAAAAACCCCAACUGGAUGUACUGCUACUACAGACUGCACGAAAAGUUUGUGAAGGAGCAGCUGGGCUGCCAGCAAAUCUGCAAAGACGCCUGCAGCUUCAAGGAGUGGGCGCUCACCACCAGCAUCGCCCAGUGGCCAUCCACCGUGUCAGAGGACUGGAUGCUUCGAGUUCUCUCUUGGGACAAAGGGCAAAAAAUCAAUAAGAAACUGAACAAGACGGACCUCGCAAACCUCAUGGUGUUUUACAAAGACCUGAACGAGAGAUUCAUUUCGGAGAAUCCUGCCAACACGCUUGUCAUUCUUCUUUCCAACUUCGGAGGCCAGCUGGGCCUUUGGAUGAGCUGCUCGGUCGUUUGCGUCAUUGAGAUCGUCGAGGUCUUCUUCAUUGAUUCCCUUUCCAUCGUAAUGCGGCACCAAUGGCAAAGGGCAAAGAAAUGGUGGAAUGACCGAAAAAGGGACCGGUCGGGGAAGCCACCGGAGGCCGGCGAUCUGGAGAGGCAGGGCCACGAUAACCCAGUCUGCAUCGAUGAGGACCUGCCCACCUUCAACACCGCCCUCCGCCUGCCGCUGCCCCAGGACAACCCCUUACCCAGGACUCCCCCCCCUAAUUACAGCACUUUGCGGCUAGAGACUGCCUUCACAGAGCAGCUGCCCGAUACACUAGAGGUUGGGCAACACUGAUGCUUAUUUAUCCACCCAUCCAGGUGCCAAAAUAAGAGGUGGGUGCUGGGCCCACGCGUCCAGGGGUGAAAGGCACGCAUCCAGACGAGCACUGAAGGGCUGUUGAGUCAGACCCUUAUUCAGGGAUUGAACUUGCAGUCAAAGCUUCUCUGAGCAAAGCUCAGACACAAAAGCCAAGGGCUCAGAGACAUUAGGAACUUCAAGCAACAUCAGUUCUCAAGUUAAUCGUUGCAGGAGACGGCUGGAGCAGGAUGUGGCGCUGAGCUGGGAUGUCUUGCCAGACAGAGGCAUACAUUAGCAACCAACUGCACACACCCCAUUGCAAGUGGGCAGGAAUUACUCCACAGCAGAAGAUUGAUGCCACAUUGAGUAUUAAUGCUAAUUGCUCUCUGCUGUGUGGCUUGACUUGUGGGAAAAACCCAGGGCUUUCAGGAACGCAGCAUGACAUUUGUAGGAAGGGGAAUGACAGAGAUUUGGGAAGAGCACAAAAAGGAUAAAAAGAAAGCUCUCAACUUGAAUUUUGAUUCCAAAGGUGGCCUGAGGAGCCCUUUGUUCUGAGGUGGAAAGUUAGGAUAGCUAUAGAUGUGCUCGUAGAGGAAGUCAUUACAGAGCUCAAGUAGGAAAAUGUAAGUCAUCCCAAAAGAAUCAUCUGAAAAGGGCAUGAAAUCUAAUUCGAAUUGCAAUAAUGAGCUGCAUGCUCUGCAAGCUUGUUUCAUUUUACAUCGCUCAAGCCUUCCAUUAAACGUAACCUCAGAGGAGCUCGUUAAGCAGCGCAUGGCCUCGGCCCCACGUGACUUCCCAGAAGCCUGAAAGGGAGGUGGCUGCUCUUUUCCUGCUCAACCCCAGGCAAGGGCUUCCCUCCUGCAGGUGCCCAGUUCACCACCCUGGAGCUGGCAGGGCCCAGGGAAGGGCCGGAGCCACGCGAGGCUGCAGCAGCGGCUGGAGCUGCCUUGGGCACCACACACAGCCCUGCAGGGAGGUGGCCAGAGGGUACCUCUCCCCCACCGGUACGUCCUCCGCCUCGCUUACACCCCCUCCAUUCCACCGUGCUGCCUCAACACCCGCAUUUUGCCUCUAGUGCACCGAGCCGUGCCACUUGCACCAUGCCGGUCCCUCCCUGCACCGCAGAGGCUGCCUGUGGGGAGACCUCAGGGGCACCCAGCUGCGGUGACAACACGUCUCCCCUCGCUCCCAGUCCUGCGCCUGCCUCUUUCCUGCCGUAGCCGAUUCUUAGCUGCCCAGAGCACACUGUAGAGACGUUGAGGAUGAAUAUAGCCUACACCAGGUUGGCUGCUUAGGGUUUUUGUAGAGCAAGAGCGAUUGAGAGUGUGUGUGUGUGUCUAAGUAAGAAUGUCUGUCUUUUCCUUUCUCUACAUAAGCUUAUUUUAUAUAGGACAGUGAGAAUCCAGAAAGGUUCUUUAAUGUGCAAUAAAACAUAUUUUAUCUGGAUUAUUUAAAUAGCUGAUAAAC